Molecule: messenger RNA, 4446 nt
Organism: Aquila chrysaetos chrysaetos
Lineage: Eukaryota; Metazoa; Chordata; Aves; Accipitriformes; Accipitridae
Gene: ERBB2
Product: erb-b2 receptor tyrosine kinase 2
Exons: 27
Coding region: 88-3816 (1242 amino acids)
Biological process (GO): positive regulation of cell population proliferation; cell surface receptor protein tyrosine kinase signaling pathway; positive regulation of MAPK cascade
Cellular component (GO): basal plasma membrane; signaling receptor complex
Molecular function (GO): transmembrane receptor protein tyrosine kinase activity; ATP binding
Source: RefSeq, a predicted model, not a curated record
GCGGCGGGAGGCGGCGGCUCCGCACCGCAAACUUUCCCGGAGCGGCCGGGGGGGGGGGGCCAUGGGCCGCGGCCCGCGUUGAGCACCAUGAUCCCCGCCGGAGGCUGCCUCGGCGCCGGGCUGCUGCUCGCCGUCCUCUGCCCCGCCGCCGCCGCCGAAGUCUGCACGGGCACCGACAUGAAGCUGCUGCGUCCCUCCAGCCCCGAAAGCCACUACGAGACCCUGCGGCACCUCUACCAGGGCUGCCAGGUGGUGCAGGGCAACCUGGAGCUCACCUACCUGCCCCCCGACGCCGACACCACCUUCCUCAAGGAUAUCAAGGAGGUGCAGGGCUACGUGCUGAUCGCGGAGAACCAAGUGAGCCGGCUGGAGCUGCGGAGCCUGCGCAUCAUCCGGGGGACGCAGCUCUUCCAGGAGCGUUACGCCCUGGCCGUGGUGGGCAACGCCGGCCCCGCCGGCACGCCGGGGCUGCGCCAGCUCGGCAUGCGGCACCUCACAGAGAUCCUGAAGGGGGGGGUGCGCAUCGAGAGGAACCCCCAGCUCUGCUUCCAGGAGACCAUCCUGUGGUCCGACAUCUUCCACCGGCACAACGAGCUCCGCGGAGAGACCCGGGUGGAGAGCACCCGCAACCGCAGCUGUCCCGACUGCCGGGCGUUGUGUGCCGAGGGGCACUGCUGGGGCGAGGGGCCGCAGGACUGCCAGACGCUGACCAACAGCAUCUGCCACGGCUGCCCACGCUGCAAGGGCACGAAGCCGACCGACUGCUGCCACGAGCAGUGUGCCGCCGGCUGCACCGGCCCCAAGCACUCCGACUGCCUGGCGUGCUUGAACUUCAACCGGAGCGGGAUCUGCGAGCUGCACUGUCCCCCCCUCGUCAUCUACAACUCGGACACCUUCGAGUCGGUGCCCAACCGCGACGGGCGCUACACCUUCGGUGCCAGCUGCGUCAGCCAGUGUCCCUAUAACUACCUCGCAACGGAGGUGGGGUCCUGCACCCUCGUGUGCCCCCAGAACAGCCAGGAGGUCACGGUCAACAACGUCCAGAAAUGCGAGAAGUGCAGCAAACCCUGCCCGGAGGUGUGCUACGGGCUGGGAGUGGAUUUCCUCAAGGGCGUCCGCGCCGUGAAUGCCUCCAACAUCCAGCACUUCGCCGGCUGCACCAAGAUCUUUGGCAGCCUGGCCUUCCUGCCCGAGACCUUCGCUGGGGACCCCAGCACCAACACGCCGCCCCUGGACCCCAAACUGCUGCGGAUCUUUGAGAGCCUGGAAGAGCUGACGGGCUUCCUCUACAUCGCCGCCUGGCCGCCCGAUUUGCAGGACCUGGGCGUCUUCCAAAACCUGCGGGUCAUCCGGGGCCGCGUGCUGCACAACGGCGCCUACUCGCUGACGCUGCGGGACCUGGCGGUGCGGGCGCUGGGGCUCCGCGCCCUGCAGGAGAUCAGCAGCGGGAUGGUGCUCGUCCACCACAACCCCCAGCUCUGCUUCCUCCAGAAGGUGCCGUGGGGCAGCAUCUUCCGUAACCCCCGCCAGCGCCUCUUCCAGACCCACAACAAGCCCCCCGAACAGUGCGAGAGCGAGGGGCUGGUCUGCUUCCACCUCUGCGCCCACGGGCACUGCUGGGGCCCCGGUCCGACCCAGUGCGUCGCCUGCGAGCGGUUCCUGCGCGGCCAGGAGUGCGUCGCCUCCUGCAACCUCCUGGACGGAGCCGUCCGGGAGCACGCCAACGGGACGCGGUGCCUGCCCUGUCACCCCGAGUGCCAACCCCAGAACGGCACCGAGACCUGCUUCGGAUCGGAGGCAGACCAGUGCGUGGCUUGCGCCCACUACAAGGACGCGCAGCAGUGCGUGCGGCGCUGCCCCAGCGGGGUGAAGGCGGACGCCUCCUUCGUGCCCGUCUGGAAGUACCCGGACGAAGACGGCAUCUGCCAGCUCUGCCCCACCAACUGCACCCACUCGUGCACGAUCCGGGAUGAGGACGGCUGUCCCGUGGACCAGAAGCCAAGCCAGGUGACGUCCAUCAUCGCCGGCGUGGUGGGGGCUCUGCUGGUUGUCGUCCUCCUGCUCAUCACCGUCGUCUGCGUCAAGCGCCGGCGGCAGCAGGAGCGGAAGCACACCAUGCGGCGCCUGCUGCAGGAGACCGAGCUGGUGGAGCCAUUGACGCCCAGCGGGGCCCUCCCCAACCAGGCUCAGAUGCGGAUCCUGAAGGAGACGGAGCUCAAAAAAGUGAAAGUCUUAGGCUCCGGUGCUUUCGGCACCGUCUACAAGGGCAUCUGGAUCCCCGACGGGGAGAGCGUGAAGAUCCCAGUGGCCAUCAAGGUCUUGCGAGAGAACACGUCGCCCAAAGCCAACAAGGAAAUCCUGGACGAGGCUUACGUGAUGGCAGGGGUGGGCAGCCCCUACGUGUCCCGGCUGCUGGGCAUCUGCCUGACCUCCACGGUGCAGCUGGUGACACAGCUGAUGCCCUACGGCUGCCUCCUGGACUACGUGCGGGAGAACAAGGACCGCAUCGGCUCCCAGGACCUGCUCAACUGGUGUGUGCAGAUCGCCAAGGGGAUGAGUUACUUGGAGGAGGUGCGGCUGGUGCACCGGGACCUGGCCGCUCGCAAUGUCCUCGUCAAGAGCCCCAACCACGUCAAGAUCACCGACUUCGGGCUGGCCCGGCUGCUCGACAUCGAUGAGACCGAGUACCACGCUGACGGCGGCAAGGUCCCCAUCAAGUGGAUGGCGCUGGAGUCCAUCCUCCGCCGGCGCUUCACGCACCAGAGCGAUGUCUGGAGCUACGGUGUCACCGUGUGGGAGCUGAUGACCUUCGGGGCGAAACCCUACGACGGGAUCCCCGCCCGGGAGAUCCCCGACCUGCUGGAGAAGGGCGAGAGGCUGCCGCAGCCGCCCAUCUGCACCAUUGACGUCUACAUGAUCAUGGUGAAAUGCUGGAUGAUCGACUCCGAGUGCCGGCCCAAGUUUCGGGAGCUGGUCACCGAGUUCUCCCGCAUGGCCCGGGACCCCCAGCGCUUUGUGGUCAUCCAGAACGACAUGGUCGGGCUGCCCGGCUCCAUCGACAGCACCUUCUACCGGGCCCUGCUCGAGGAGGAGGACAUGGAUGACCUGGUUGACGCCGAGGAGUACCUGGUCCCUCACCAGGGCUUCUUCAGCGCCGAGACCUCCACCACCUACCGCAGCCGCAUCUCCUCCACGCGGAGCACGGCGGAGACCCCGGCCGACGUGGAGGAGGGCGAGGGCUUGGCCGCCUUCCCCUUCCCCCCCCAGGGCCUGGCAGAGGGUCCGGAGAGCCCCGUGCCGGAGGUGCCGGAGGGGGACGGCGGGGUCAAGGUGGCCCUGCAGAGCCCGUCGGUGCGGGAGCCCAGCGCCCUGCCGCGGUACAGCGAGGAUCCCACCGGGCUGACGGCCGAGGAGAGCGAGGGCCUGGACCCCGAGGGCUUCACCGCCCCGGCCCCCCGCACCGCCAUGCCAGAGUACGUGAAUCAAGCCGGGGAGCAGCGGUCCCCACCCCGGCACCCCCGUGCACCCCCAUCCCCGCCAGACAAGCCCAAAGGGCACCAGGGUAAGAACGGGCUCAUCAAGGAAGCCAAGCACCCUUUCCCGGGACCCUUCGGCCAUGCCGUGGAGAACCCCGAGUACCUGGCACCCCCCGGCCCGCCUGCCCCCGGCCCCUUCAGCCAGGCCUUCGACAACCCCUACUACUGGAACCAGGACCCCCCCAAGACCGGUGGUCCUGAGGGCGGCCCCGGCACGACGUCCACGGCUGAGAAUCCCGAGUACCUCGGACUGGCCGGACCCGACGACGCGGCUGCGUAGGGCCGAGCCGUGGAGAGACCCCCCCCCCCCGAAUCUGCUGAGGCAGGUUGGGGAGGGACAGCAUGCAGUGAGCUGCGGAUGCGGGGCCGGCGGCUGUCCCCUCUGCCCCGGGGGGCAUCCAUGCUAACGCCGUGGGGUGACACCAGCCACGGAGGGCUGGGAGAGCUCAGGACGCUGUAGGACAGCGCGGCAGCAAGUGUGGGGACAGAGAGAGGUCACCCUUCGUGCCAGGUGCUGCUCUGGGCCCCCCCCCCAGAGCUGGGCAUCGGCAAGGGUGACCCGCAAGCUGCGCUGAGCCGGACGGUGCUCAGAUUGCAACUGGGAGCAGCCCAGGGAGCUCAGCCCCAGCAUGGCCUGGAGAAGGACAGCCUGUCACCAUCACCCCAAAGGCUCCUCCACCACCAACCACCUCUCCAGGGCUGUCCCGGUCCGGCUCAUCCCGUGAACGUCGCCGCCGCCACCACCGCCCUCCUCCCCCGGCGCCCCAGUUGCGCCGGGACACACGGACUUGCACUGAGAGCAGGCGGACGCUGGGCUCGCGCCCCGGCUCCUCCUGGAUUCUUUUGAAGCCGACUGUAUCGCACCGAGAUGUAUAUUUGAUAAUUGUACAUUGUUUUUUUUUUUUUUCUA